GUGAACUCCUAAGGAUUCUCCGUCCACAUGAGUUUCUCAGUGCGCCAUGGUGAGGGUGUUGAAACGAGACGUGAUCGCAGCCCACACAGCGAGCAUUCGGCACUGCGGCCACAGCAAAGACUGGCAUCGGGCGCUUGCGUUGCUGGAGGAAUUUGUUGAGCUGCGAUUCCGUUUGGACAUCAUCCAGUGCUGCGCUGGGAUCAAGAGCUGUGGACAAGCGCUGCAGUGGUCGCAGUCCUUGCAGCUGCUCUCGCGCGCGCUACAGACAUCCCUGCAGCGCCUCGAGGUAGCCUGGGCGGCCUGUGCCAAAGCCUGUGGCACCUGGUGGCAGGCCCUUGAGUUGGUUGCGGCGAACCAACUGGAACAUGAAUUCGUGGAGUCAGCGGUGAUGCGUGCCUGUACCCAGGACAGCCGUUGGCCCCUUGCCUUGCAGCUCCUAUCCGUUUCCGCCGUUUCCGCCGGUUCCGUGGCGAUGUACAACGCAGCGCUGGCGGCGGUGGAGGAUUGGACGCAAGCCGUUCAGCUGAUGAUGGAGAUGCAGAGAGGGCUUCUCGAAGCUGAUGUCGUGACGUAUGGGGCGGUGAUGACCAGCUGUCAGACUUCGGACCAAUGGCAAUGGGUUUUGCAGAUUUUGGACGAGCUGCAGCUGUUGCAAGUGCGGAAGAAUUCAUUCAUUUACAACAUUGCUAUCAAGGCUUGCGACAAUAGUUCAGGAUCGCUGUGGGAGAGCGCCUUACUCUUUUGCCGUGAGCUCAAGGAGAUGAACAUGGACGAUCUGGUCACAUACAACUCCAGCAUCAGCGCCUGUGCCACAGCCAGUGAAUGGAGCCAGGCCCUUGCCUUGCUUUCGGAGCUCCCCCAGCGCCGCCUUGAGGAGAAUGAAGUGACCUACCUCGUAGCCAUGGGCAGUUGCGGCACCGUCUCGCAGUGGGAGCGCUGUCUGGAUGUUCUGCGCCAAUGUGACCGAAGCGCUGGGGUGAAUCUUCAACACCUCAACACAGCGAUUAAUGCUUGCAGCAGCGCGGUGCAAUGGCUCUUCGCCUCAGAGCUCUUCAGCACUGCGCGGCUGAAGCGCAUGGAAGAUGAGGAUUUAGCGCUUUAUGAGGCAUUUCGACUGGCACUGUACGGCUGGGAGCGGUGAAAA
This is a messenger RNA of Cladocopium goreaui, 1144 nucleotides long. Lineage: Eukaryota; Dinophyceae; Suessiales; Symbiodiniaceae. The record is from the annotation of a GenBank genome assembly.